AUGCCGUUCCUUGGAAAGGCUCGUCGUGCCGUUCCGGCUUUCGCUACUGCCGUUCGUAACUAUGCCACUGCCAAGGCCGCUGCCUCGGAAGUGAGCUCGAUUCUUGAGCAGCGUAUCUCGGGUGCCACGUCUAACUUUGACGUCGAGGAGACUGGCCGUGUACUUGCUAUUGGUGACGGUAUUGCCCGUAUUUACGGUCUCCGCAACAUCAUGGCUGAAGAGAUGGUUGAGUUCUCUUCGGGUAUCCGUGGUAUGGCUCUUAACCUUGAAGCUGACAAUGUCGGUGUAACUGUUUUCGGUUCCGACUCUUUGAUCAAGGAAGGUGACAUUGUCAAGCGCACCGGCCAGAUUGUUGAUGUGCCAGUUGGUCCAGAGCUGCUUGGUCGUGUGGUCGACGCUCUUGGUAACCCAGUUGACGGUAAAGGCCCCAUUCAGGCUAGUGAGCGCCGCCGUACGCAAGUCAAAGCCCCAGGCAUUUUGCCUCGUCGCUCGGUGCAUGAGCCUAUGCAAACGGGUAUGAAGCCUGUUGAUGCCAUGGUUCCAAUUGGUCGUGGCCAGCGUGAGCUCAUCAUCGGUGACCGUCAGACCGGUAAGACCGCUCUGGCUCUUGACGCCAUCCUUAACCAGCGCCGCUGGAACGACGGCAACGACGACAAGAAGAAGCUGUACUGUAUCUAUGUUGCUGUUGGUCAGAAGCGCUCGACUGUCGCUCAGCUUGUGCAGACUCUGGAGCAGAAUGACGCCCUUAAGUACUCUGUGAUUGUCGCCGCUACGGCCUCGGAUGCUGCUCCUCUGCAGUACCUGGCUCCAUUCACAGGCUGCUCGAUUGGCGAGUGGUUCCGUGACAACGGCAAGCACGCUCUUGUCGUGUACGAUGACCUGUCUAAGCAGGCCGUCGCUUACCGUCAAAUGUCGCUUCUGCUGCGUCGUCCUCCUGGUCGUGAGGCGUACCCUGGUGACGUCUUCUACCUGCACUCUCGUCUCCUCGAGCGUGCUGCCAAGAUGAGUGAGGCUAACGGCGCUGGCUCGCUCACGGCUCUGCCCAUCAUUGAAACCCAGGGUGGUGACGUGUCGGCUUUCAUUCCGACCAACGUUAUCUCCAUUACUGACGGUCAGAUCUUCUUGGAGUCGGAACUCUUCUUCAAGGGUAUCCGCCCAGCCGUGAAUGUCGGUCUUUCGGUGUCGCGUGUCGGUUCGGCCGCCCAGACCAAGAUCUACAAGGCUGUUGCCGGUUCGCUCAAGCUGUACCUUGCUCAGUACCGUGAACUGGCUGCCUUCGCGCAGUUCGGCUCGGAUCUUGACGCCUCGACUCGCUACACUCUGAACCGUGGUGCUCGUCUGACUGAGCUCCUCAAGCAGCGUCAGUACUCGCCUUUGGCCGUCGAGAUCCAGGUGCCAAUCAUCUACGCUGGUAUUAAGGGUCUUCUUGACGAGAUCCCUGUUGACAAGAUUGUUGCGUGGGAGACUGGCUACCGUGAGGAGCUUGCUUCGCAGAACGACCUGCUCUCCGAAAUUUCUAAGGGUGUGAUGACACCUGAGGUGGAAGAGAAGAUCGCUAACUCGAUCAAGGCUAGCGUCUCGUCGUUCCUUGGCAACUAA
Molecule: messenger RNA, 1599 nt
Organism: Malassezia globosa CBS 7966
Lineage: Eukaryota; Fungi; Basidiomycota; Malasseziomycetes; Malasseziales; Malasseziaceae
Exons: 1
Coding region: 1-1599 (532 amino acids)
Biological process (GO): proton motive force-driven ATP synthesis; proton transmembrane transport
Molecular function (GO): proton-transporting ATP synthase activity, rotational mechanism; ADP binding; ATP binding
Source: RefSeq, a predicted model, not a curated record